AUGGACGCCGGUUCUGUAAUUCUCGGCAGUUUGGUUUUGGUGCAAAUGAGCGGUAUCCUAGUACUGCUGAAUCCAAUUUAUGACGUCAGAAAGGUAACCAGAUGUAUGAAUAAUCUCAUUAGGAAGCACAGGACUUUUUACUUCCUCGGCAUAGCAGGCUAUUUCAUAUGCGUUGUAUAUCUUGGUAUGUACAUUCCAUUGCAAAACAUUCAUUACCUCAUAUCACAGAAAAAUCCUGACGAAUUAGAAAAAUUAAAUUUACUAAACAGAAUCGAGAAGAAUUAUUUAAUCGCUGGAUUCUCUCUUUUUUUGUUCGUCGUUUUAUAUGGCAUAAGAGCACUGAUAUCAUACGCUUCUAGUCUAUUGGAAAUAUCGGUUGCAACAAGUGAAUCUAUAAUGAUGUCGAAGUCAUCGAAAACAGAAAAGAAGGGCUUUUUCCUACCAAAUAAUAUUUUACCAAAUUUAUUAAGAGUGAAAAGGUCGGUUUCAUACGAGACCAUUUUAUUUGCAAACGAGCUCCGCGAGCAACUUAAGAUGAUAUUAAGAAACGUUGAAUUUCCACACAAUAGCUACGCCAUUUCAAAUAUCUUAGAAACCAACAUAAAAAGAGUUUGUUCCAGCUAG
Danaus chrysippus (African queen) is the source of this 624-nucleotide messenger RNA. Lineage: Eukaryota; Metazoa; Arthropoda; Insecta; Lepidoptera; Nymphalidae. The record is from the annotation of a GenBank genome assembly.